This is a messenger RNA of Rhipicephalus microplus (southern cattle tick), 1641 nucleotides long. RefSeq lists its product as uncharacterized. The record is from RefSeq and is a predicted model, not a curated record. Lineage: Eukaryota; Metazoa; Arthropoda; Arachnida; Ixodida; Ixodidae.
AUGGCACUAGCAGGACUUCCGGCGUCCCUCCCAACAGACACCAGGUUCCCGGCCCGCUGCUCCGUCUACGCAGAUGACGUGGCACUCUGGGUCCGGGGACCAAGGCGGUUCAUCCCAGCCAUCAGGAGAUCACUGCAGGUGGUCCUCGAUGCAGUGAUAACCUACCUCGGAGGCAUCGGGCUUAAGGUCUCUGCCACCAAGACCGAGGCCCUGCUGAUUCACCCACUGGCGGCAGCUCGCACCCACGCUGCUGCCACCAAGGUGCGGCGCGUCCAGGGCGCCAUCAGCAGGCUGCAGCUGCGUGGCCGCGGCUGCUCUACCAAGUGGGCCCUCCGGCUCAACCAGGCUGCGGCGUCCUCGGUCCUCCUGUACGCCUUCCCGCUGGUGAACCUGACACCGGCCAGGAGACGCCUGCUGGAGGGACUCCACAGGGGUGCACUGAGGGCCAUCCUGGGGCUUUCCAAAAGCUCACCGGUGGCAGUGACUCUCGCGGAGGCAGGAGAGUGGCCCCUGACGUUACGUAUGCUCCAACGUGCGCUGGGCCACAUCGACCGCCUUCACCACGCCACCGACGGCAGGGCCCUCCUGGAGCGUCUCCGCAGUCAGCCAGGAUCACGGAUGGGAGGCCUCUGCCUGCUGUACCACCAGAUGGUCCCAGAUCCGCCAGUCCCGGUUGCUUCUCCACCACCACACCACCAGCCACCAGAGGUCCACCUCUGCUUGGAAGGGGCAACCAAGAGACGGACGCCUGUGGCCGCACUGCAACAGGUGGCCUCCUGCAAGCUCCAGGAACAACUGGAGGGACGGCUGCAGGUGUUCACGGACGGAUCUGUGAUGACAGACGGGACCGCAGCGGCCGCAUGCGUAAUCCCGUUCAGAGCCAACAGCAGGCAGUGCAGGCUACCCUUCCCGGCGAGCUCCACGGCUGCGGAACUGGCUGGACUGCAUCUCGCGGUAGACCUGUUGGCUGAGGACAUCCCCCUUGAGCCGGCCGCGGUCCUGUGUGACAGCAAGGCGGCCGUGCAGACCCUGGCCAACUCCCGCCGCGCCGGACUGACGGCCUGCCUCCUGACAGCCAAGGUUCGCGCCCUCACCGACGCCGGGGUGUCCGUCGCCUUCCACUGGCUGCCCUCCCACGUGGGCAUCGCUGGAAACGAGAAGGCGGACACACUCGCCAAGGCUGCCCACCAGCCUAGUACUCCCUACUCCUGUGCCGUGGCGGCCAGGGACUAUUCACAGGCCCGUCUUAAGAGGCUCCUCGUCACAGUCCACCCAGACCCGAGGGUGGCCAGCGGGCGAGGACCAAAGCCUCUCCCAGAGACGGGCCUCACCAGGAGAGAACGGGCCUCCCUGUGGCGACUGCGGACCGGCUGCGUGUGGACAGCGGCCCACCGCCACGCCAAGGGCCUCUGUCCCUCCCCGGCCUGCAGCCGUUGCGGAGACCCAGAAACCCUCGAACACCGCCUCUGUGCCUGCCCUGGCUUAGCACAGGAACGCUUGAGGGCCUACACGGCCUACAGGAGACAGGGUCUGCCCGUCUACACCCUGGAAGACCUGCUGUUCCCGUCUCGUCCACAUCCAGCAGCACUCCGCAGCCUGGCGCAGUUCGUGGAGGAAUCAGGAAUUGCUGCCUACCGUUGA